Messenger RNA from Dama dama (fallow deer), 696 nucleotides. Its product is annotated as cathepsin G-like. Gene Ontology annotation, molecular function: serine-type endopeptidase activity. Gene Ontology annotation, biological process: proteolysis. Gene Ontology annotation, cellular component: cytoplasm; intracellular membrane-bounded organelle. The transcript has 7 exons. Lineage: Eukaryota; Metazoa; Chordata; Mammalia; Artiodactyla; Cervidae. The coding region runs from base 1 to 696 and encodes 231 amino acids. The record is from RefSeq and is a predicted model, not a curated record.
AUGGGGCUCACGGCAUUUCAUUCACCCCCCGUUUGCUGUGACAGUGACCGAGGCACAGCUGCACUCACGGAGAUGAACGGGCUCGGGAAGUGCGGAGAUAAUCCUAGUGCUUCCUUCCAGGGCCGAGAGGCCAGGCCCCAUUCCCACCCCUACAUGGCAUUUAUUCAGACCCUGACACCAGCGGGUCUGACCAUCUGUGGGGGGUUCCUGGUGCAUGAAGACUUUGUGAUGAAGGCAGCUCUCUGCUUGGGCAGCCAAAUAAAUGUCAUCUUGGGGAUCCACAGUGUCACUGCUUCUGAAUGGACGCAGCUGCUCAUCCCUGUUCCCAGACCCAUCCCCCACCCCAGAUACAAUCAGCGGAACAACCGGAACGACAUCAUGUUACUGCAGCUGGCGUCCAGAGUCAGACAGAAUGAAGCCAUGAAGCUGGUAGCUCUGCCUCAGACAGAGGAAAUGCUGGACCCUGGGACCCAGUGCACUGUGGCCGGCUGGGGCCUCACCGGGCUGAACAGGAGAGCAGUCACAUUCCAGGAGGUGCAGCUGACAAUUCAGAGGGAUGGAGAGUGUCACAGUCUCUUUGAUUUCUACACUGGCCAAAAGCAGAUCUGUGUGGGGGACCCAAGAGAGGGGAAGUCCACCUUCCUGGGGGACUCCGGGGGCCCCCUCGUGUGUAACAAUUUCCAAUGGUGCCGCUGA